Triplophysa dalaica is the source of this 2830-nucleotide messenger RNA. Its product is annotated as E3 ubiquitin/ISG15 ligase TRIM25-like. NCBI's taxonomy places the organism in Eukaryota, Metazoa, Chordata, Actinopteri, Cypriniformes, Nemacheilidae. The record is from RefSeq and is a predicted model, not a curated record. Bases 645 to 2186 code for a protein of 513 amino acids. Gene Ontology annotation, molecular function: protein binding. The transcript is spliced from 6 exons.
CGGUUUACUCGGCAGCAGAGGAUUCCUGAAUGAAAAUCAGCUCGGAAAAAAACAAGACUUGCUGUUAUUAUGGUCUACAACAGGCUUCUGAAGAGCGUAUACCGGUAAGUUGCGCCCGUGAGUGCUUUAAGACAUUUAUCAAAGUUACAAACUGUCAUUGAAGACACAAAUUACUUCUAUAUCGCAAAGAUGUUUUGUUGUGAUUAUGUGAAUACAUAAUGUCAUGUGUUUGACAUUUCACAUAUUACUUUAGUCUAAAAAAAAUCUUACGGUGAAAUAACUUUGUGUAGGACUGUUUCUUUCUCCAUGUCGAAAUCCCUGUAAAAUUGCAAAAUUUUCUUCCUGUUUACGUUUGAAAUGUAUAAUCGAAACUUAUAUCUUGUCUCACCACAAGAGGGGGAUAUUUAAUCUUUUUCUUUGUUUUUUGGACUUCUGCUUGCAUAAAAGGCAGCUGGGUAACUGUUUAAUAAAUUGCUUUAUUUUAAUGCUUUCAUCAUAGCCUUUGUGUUCACCAUGGUUCUAUGCUUAUAGUAAUGACAGUAAGUGCACUAUUUAGGGUGCAAACUUCUGAUAUCACUGCUUGUUGUCUAAUGACAAAUAUGUGACAUGAGUUUUGUAUUUUGUCAUUGAGUACAUGCAGUAAAAUGGCAGAAUCCAGUAUUUCAGUAUCUCCGGCACUGUUAAACUGUUCAGUGUGUUUGGAUCUACUGAAGGAUCCUGUCACUGUUCCCUGUGGACACAGUUAUUGUAUGAAAUGUAUCACUGAUUACUGGAAUCAAGCUGAAAAGAAAGUCUGCAGCUGCCCUCAAUGCAGACAAACCUUCAGUCCUAGACCUGCUUUGAAUAAAAACCCGAUAUUGGCUGAAAUGGUUGAGAUAAAAUCCCAAGCUGAAGAUGUGGACUGUGACGUUUGCACUGGAAGAAAACACAAAGCCAUUAGGUCCUGUCUGGAGUGUCAAACCUCUUACUGUCAGAAUCAUCUUGAGCAACAUGAGAAUUUUCACUCAGGGAAGCGAGACAAGGAUGCCACCAGAGGACCGGAUAUGAUCUGCCCUGUACACGGUAAAAUGAAGGAUGUUAAAUGUUGGACUGGUCAGCUGUUAGUAUGUCCUUAUUGUAAGUUGAAGGAGAUUCAGAGACAGAGAAUCCAGAAGAGAGAGAAGGAGCUUCAUGAGUUAAGAGCAGGUGUCGAGUCUUACAAGCGCUCUUCACAGACAGCAGUGGAGGACUGUGAGGUUAUAUUUACCGAACUGAUCUCAUAUUUUGAGAAAAGCCGCUCUGAGGUGACACAGCUGAUCAGAGAUCAGGAAAAAGCUGCACUGAGUCAAGCUGAAAGAGUCUUGAAGCAAUUGAAGCAGGAGAUUGAUGACCUGAAGAAGAAAGAUGCUGAGCUGGAGCAGCUGUCAUGCAUGGAUGAUCACCAGCAAUUCCAGCAGAGUUUCCAGUCGCUCUUUGCUCCUCCUGAAUCUUCAGACUCACCGAUCAUCACUUUCAGCCCUCUCCUCUCUUUUGAUUAUGUAGAAAGUUCUGUAUCCCAACUGAGAGAGAAACUGGAGCAUUUCUGCAGGGAAGAGUUAGAAAAGCUUUCUGAUAAGGUGAAAUACACAGAGACUAUUCCUAGCCCUGAUCCCAACAACCGGGAGCCUUUUCUUCAAUAUUCUCAUCAGCUGACACUGGAUCCAAACACACUGAAUGAACGCCUCCGUCAGUCUGAGGGGGACAGAGUGGUAACCUACACAACAGGAGCCCGACAGUAUUCUGAUCAUCCAGACAGAUUUAAUUCUUUGCUUCAAGUGUUGUGUAGAGAGAGUGUGUGUGGACGCUCUUACUGGGAGGUUGAAUGGAGUGUGAAGGUGGGGAUAUCAGUGUCGUAUAAGAGCAUCAGUAGGAAGGGACGGGGUAAUGAGUGUGAGUUUGGACGUAAUGAUAAAUCCUGGAGUUUGUCCUGCUCUGACUCCAGUUGUUCAUUCUGGCACAAUAAUGUUGAGACUAAACUCCCAGUAGUGUCUAGAUCUGCUAGAAUAGGAGUGUAUGUGGGUCAUAAUGAAGGAACUUUGUCCUUCUUUAACGUCUCAGAUACAAUGACCCUCAUCCACAGCAUCAACACCACCUUCACACAACCUCUGUAUCCUGGCUUUAGACUUUCUUUGAAUGGUAAAGUGACAUUAUGCGAUCUAACAAUGUAGUGGUUUCAAAUGCAGGUAAAGUAUGUGAGCAUGUGAGCUUACAGUAUCUGAUUUGAGGAUGUUUAUUUAUUUAUAAAUGGUUGAUCAAAUGAAAAUAAAAAGGAGACAUUGGGAACCACUGACGUAGAUGGUACAGAGAUGAAGUUAUAUUUUGUAAUCUAUAUUUGUUUACAGCUCAAGGGUAGAAUCAUUAACAGUAGGAUUACACUAAUAAUUUAAUUCCACAUAUUUUUUACAUCAACUUUUGUUUCACUGCUUUUGUGUAUGUGAUUUGUAAAUGACUUGUGUUCAGUGAUGGCUUGUGUCCCAGCCAGAAAAUACACUUUGGGCGCAGAUGGGUUUGAUGUGGGCUGUGUAUCUGAGUCUCAGACGUUUUUUUCCAUGGGUUCAAUAUAGGCCCUACAUUGGUUAGCCCAGAUGACAUGAACACUGCUUAGUGUGUAUAUAACAGGCUGGUAGAUAUAAUACUGAAUGAUUGCCUCUUUGUACAGUCCUAUUUAUUAGGGAGGCAACAAUACAGCUCACCCAUGUUCAAUACGUACCUCGGUUUUUUCCCACGGUUUUCGGUUCAGUUCUAAAGGCUUGGUUAUUUCAUUAUUCUAUGCUUAUGACAAUAAAUGAUAAUAAAGGUGAAUUUAAACUUA